Acaulospora morrowiae is the source of this 741-nucleotide messenger RNA. NCBI's taxonomy places the organism in Eukaryota, Fungi, Glomeromycota, Glomeromycetes, Diversisporales, Acaulosporaceae. The record is from the annotation of a GenBank genome assembly.
AUGGAAAAAGGUUCUCGUCUCUCCGUUUUAGCUGACAACAUUCUCGCUAGCAUUGUUGAAAGGAACAGAUGCAGAAAAGAGAAUAUUGAAUAUCCUCACGAAGAUGUGAUCAAUAAAAAUUUGGUUAGAUUACAAACUGGAAUCAAAGAGUUAGAACAGGAACUAUCAAGCGCUGAAGAGUCCGGAAUUCACAGCUCUAAGGAUCUUAAAGGAAGAGAGGAUACGCUUAUCAAACUAACCAAAGAAUUUGAGAAAUUGAGUGCCUUAAUGCAGGAUGACAUUUCCACCAGAGAAUUAUUGCUUGGGAUCAAUGCAAUUCCGCAGACCUCUACUGCUAGUAAAUCAAAAACAAAAACGGUAAGAUUUUCGGAUCCGAUAGCCGAAAUUAAUGACAUGGACAAUACUCAAGUUCUCCUACUACAAGAAAGAAUUAUACGUGAACAAGACGAAGAUCUGGAUCGAUUAGAUGCCGCCAUAGGGCGUCAAAGAGAAUUAAGCAUAAUGAUAGGCGAAGAACUAGAUUCGCAUAUAGAACUAUUAACGGACACAGAAGCUAUUGUGAAUCAAACAGAUGGAAAGUUAAAUAAAGCUAAGAGGGGACUCUUAAAGAUAUCAAAAAAAGCCCAAAAAAAUGGUUCAACGUGCCUGGUCGCUUCGUUGGACUCAUCCAUAGACAUUUUGUACACGUUCGCAUUUAUAAUGAACUAUUCGACAAUGUUGAAAAUGUUAUACAACCUGUAA